Molecule: messenger RNA, 726 nt
Organism: Pocillopora damicornis (cauliflower coral)
Lineage: Eukaryota; Metazoa; Cnidaria; Anthozoa; Scleractinia; Pocilloporidae
Biological process (GO): DNA integration
Molecular function (GO): nucleic acid binding
Source: RefSeq, a predicted model, not a curated record
AUGGUUCAGAGGGUAGCCUUUCCCAAAGAAAUACGUCGCCUGAAGGAGUCGAACGUCCAAGGGCAAACAAGUGGUGAGAGAACCGUCACACACGAAAACAAGGCUAUGAAAAAAGCAAGCUCUCUCUAUCAACUGGAUCCAUUUCUCGACGCAAGCGGCGAGCGAGUGGGUGGAAGAAUCAAACGUUCUAGCCUGUCAUAUGGUGCGAAACAUCCCAUCGUCCUUCCCAGGAAAGGACACAUCACUGAGCUUAUCAUCUGCCAUCACCAUCAGUUAGUCAAGCAUCAAGGUCACAAGAUAACCCAUAAUGAAAUAAGGUCAGCCGGAUACUGGGUGAUUGGUGGAGGAUCUGCUGUGUCUAACCACAUUGCAAAAUGCGUGAAGUGCUGGAAGUUAAGAGGAAUUCCCCAAGAGCAGAAGAUGGCAGAUUUGCCAGAGGACUGCCUCGAACCCGCUCCUCCGUUCACGUUCUCUGCAGUAGAUUACUUCGGUCCGUGGUACGUCAAAGAUGGUCGCAGAGAAUUAAAACGCUACAGAGUACUCUUCACAUGUCUGUCUUCCAGAGCAAUCCAUCUUGAAGUCUCAAAUACCAUGACCACUGAUUCCUUCUUGAACGCUUACCAUCAAUUCGUUGGUCGUCGUGGUUCAGUACGGCAAUUACAAUCCGAUCAGGGGUCGAAUUUAGUGUACAUCAAGUAUAACGGUUUCCUGAGUGGUCCUUGCUAA